This is a messenger RNA of Alosa sapidissima (American shad), 4446 nucleotides long. RefSeq names its product WAPL cohesin release factor b (gene waplb). NCBI's taxonomy places the organism in Eukaryota, Metazoa, Chordata, Actinopteri, Clupeiformes, Clupeidae. The record is from RefSeq and is a predicted model, not a curated record. Bases 343 to 4110 code for a protein of 1255 amino acids. The transcript is spliced from 20 exons. Gene Ontology annotation, biological process: regulation of chromosome condensation.
AUUUAUACUGUCUAUUGGGGAAACCGAAUGGAGGCCAUCUACAUCACAGAGAAACAAUUGAGUUCGUAUCAGCUCAAAAAUACUAAGUAAUUAUAUUCUACUUAUACAGUUGAUUUACGUUACUGGCGAGGAAAGCUCAAUCGUGCACAUUCUGAAGUUCGCUGGACUUUUCUUGCUCUUUACGGGAGACAACGUUUAGUUCCCCCUUGUUUAUAUUGUGCAAGCAGAGCUUGAGCAGGAGGCCCCGGCUGGCAGUGGAGGAGAAGCGGCCGCCUCGCCUCCGAGUGGGAGUUGAGUGGUUCGGCCUUGUUGUGCACCAAAGAAUAUGAAACAUAUGUCACAAUGACCUCAAGAUUCUACAAAACAUACAGCCGGAAGGGAGGCGAUGGUACCUCCAAGUUCGACGAGGUCUUCGCUAACAAGAAGACCAUGAGCACCAAGUGGGGCGAGACCACCUAUCGGGCCAAAGUUACCUCCAAGCGGCCCGGUCUCGCGGUCGACAAGUCCGAGUUGUCCAAGCGGUCGCGCCUGACCGUCGAUGACAGCUCUGAAGACCCUUUUGGCUUUGACAGCGAUGACGAGUCCAAGCCCAAGCCCGUGUCGUCUAGGAGCAGCGGAGGUGGAAGCGGAGGUGGUGGUGGUCAGAACCGGCUCUCACCGGCCCGUGCAGAGAGAACCCCCAGCCUCACGCUGGAGCCCAACAGCAGGGUGAGCCAACCGGCCAGCGUGGAGGCGGUGGCCCCCAGCCGAGGGUCCUCAGGGCUGGGCAGUGACCGGAGCUCGCACAGGGUGCCAGAGGACCCCAGCCUGAUCUUCAGCACCAGCUCCGUGGGUCUGAGUCACACUAGCGCCCCCUCCUGGCUGCCCGACGACUCCUCCGACCGCCACAUGAACUGGUACAAGAACGCGUCGGAGAGCGACCGGCGCCCGCACGCCCAGACCACCACGCUCCGCUCCGAGACGCUGGGCUCGCGGCAGGACGCCUGGGACCUGCUGGUGGGCCUCCAGUCCUCGUCCAUCUCCACGCCUGCCCCACCAGAGGCCCCCGCCCCACGGGAGCCCUUCUCCUGGGCGCUGGCCAGCCGGGCCACCACCAGCACCACCACCAGCACCAACACCAGCACCAACACCAGCGGCAGCGGCGUGCCCGCUGAGCGCGACCGCAGACCGGACGCUCGGCAGGAGCUGUGGGAACGCAGACCGGACGCUCGGCAGGAGCCGUGGGACCGCAGACCGGACGCUCGGCAGGAGCCGCUGGAGCCCACAGAGACGUUGGAGCAGGAGGACCACUCGCAGUCGUACUCGGCGCUGCAGCGCAGCAGCAACAACUGCCGGACGUACCGGCGGCCCAACAAGGGCAAGCCCUCGGGCACGGACGCUCUGGAGGCCGCUGGCAGGGCGGUCGUCGUCACGGGGACUGCGGGGUCAGAGGUCACUCAGGCGCUGCACGCAGGCCGCGGGGGGCAGACGGGGCGGACGCGGGACUUCACCGUGCUGCACCCCUCCUCUCUGUCGGCCUGUAACGUCACCAUCCAGGACCAGAUCGACCGCAGCGUCGACCUCACCUCAGACCUGGGCUCUGGAGGAGGCGCCGUGGCAACAGGGGUCACUACGGUGGUGGAUCCCGGCGAGGCCGGACGCCUCAGGAAGAAGGGAGAGAUUCCAACCACCAAACCUGCAAGUAAGUCCAAGCCGGCUCAGUCGAAAUCCAAGAAGGGGGACUCCAGGCUUGACCUCUUUGGCUUCGACGAUGCGGACGCCCCUGGCGACGACCCUAAUGACCCGCUGGCGAACUUUGGCUCCAGCUACAAGAUCCAGUACUUUGGGUUCGAUGACCUCAGCGAGAGUGACGAAGACGAGGACGUCGAUUCGCCCGCUGCGCAGAGGAGGAGGGAGAGGAAGAGGGCCAAGGCCGCCGCGCUCGCCGCCACCACGUCCACGGUCUCCACGACGACGACAGUUCCUACGGCAACCGCUGUGGCCAUGUCCACGUCAGUCAUUCAGACGGUGCCGAGAGAGAUGACCGACAGACUGACCAGCAGCAGCAGGAUAGACAUCAUGGAAGAGCGGCUCGCGAGCAGCAGAGCUCAGCCCACGCCUCAGGAGCGCAUCCGAGAGGGCAGCCGCAAAAUCUUCGGACCCAAGAAGUCUCCAACAAAAGCUGUGUAUAACGCCAGACACUGGAACCAGCAGCAAGAAGAGGAGCUGCCCCCUCUACCACCACCCUCACGCUCACAGACAAAACCAGCCAGUGGUGGUAGCAGCAGUAGCAGCAGCAGUGCUAAAGACUCCAACCCCCAUAAGGACGAUGGGCUCUUCAAAGCCCCCCCUCCUCCUCCCAAAGUCAUCAAGUCCGUCACCAUACCGACGGUCCCUUACCAGGACAUGGUCACCGCACUGAAGUGCAGGAAAGAGCACAAGGAGUUGUUUACAGUGGUUCAACAUGUGAAGCACUUCAAUGAUGUUGUGGAGUUUGGAGAGAAUCAGGAAUUCACAGAUGACUUUGAGUACCUCGCCACUGGCCUCAAGACUGGAGAACCCUUAAACACACGCUGCCUUAGUGUUAUCAGCCUGGCGUCCAGGUGUGCCACUCCGAGCUUCAGGAUGCACCUGAGGGCGAGAGGGAAAGUAGCCCAGGUCUUCAAGACGCUCAGCGACGCACCCCAGCAUCCGAACCUGGCUCUGUGUACGGCGUCCCUGAUGUACAUCCUGAGUCGGGACCGGCUGAACAUGGACCUGGACAGGGCAUGCCUGGAGCUGAUGAUCCGCCUGCUGGAGCUGGAACAGGACGGAACUGCCCGCGUCCAGCUCACCGCCAAGGAGAUGGCCAAGGUCAAGGAGAAGAUCCGCAAGCUCUGCGAGACUGUCCACAACAAGCACCUGGACCUGGAGAACAUCACGACGGGGCACCUCGCCAUGGAAACCCUGCUGUCACUCACAUCAAAGCGGGCAGGUGAUUGGUUCAAAGAGGAGCUGAGGCUGCUGGGAGGUUUGGACCACAUUGUAGAUAAAGUGAAAGAGUGUGUGGAGAACCUGAGUGAAGAGGAGGACAAGGAGAAACUGGUGGCCUCACUGUGGGGUUCCGAGAGAUGCCUACGCGUGCUGGAGAGUGUGACCGUGCACAACCCUGAGAACCAGUCCUACCUGAUCGCCUACAAGGACUCCCAGCUCAUCGUCUCCUCGGCCAAGGCGCUGCGUCACUGUGAGGAGAUGAUCCAGAGGUACAGCAGGGAGGUGAACUGUGUGGCCGCGACCCCACUACCCUACUGCUCCAACAGCAACGUGGGCAAAGCCGUGGAGGACUGCAUGAGGGCCAUCAUAGGAGUGCUGCUCAACCUCACACACGACAACGAGUGGGGCAGCACUAAGACUGGUGAGCAGGAGGACCUCAUCAUCACGGCUCUCAACUGUGUGCUUCGGGUGCCCCAGUACCUGCCCCAAGAACAGCGCUUUGACAUCAGAGUCCUGGGCCUGGGUCUGCUCAUUAACCUGGUGGAGUACAGCGCCCGUAACCGCCACUGCCUAGUGGAGAUGCAGAUGGAUGGCCACGCCCCCUUCACGUCCGUGUUAGUCGGAGAGAAGGAGGAGCUUGCCACAGACACCCCACUCAGUGCCAUCGCCGCUUUAGUACAGUUGUUCCUGCAGAGGGAGCAGGCUGCUAUACUGGCGGAGGCGCAGACUGAUGACCUCAUCAGCGAGGCGCCCAAGCCGCAGGACCAGAGUGGGGAGUGGCAGGAGAACGACGGGGAGAUCCAGUGGGUCGCCGCCGACAACAGCAAUGACAACAACGACAACAACGCCACCAAGGAGAACGACAAGAAGAAGGAGGAGGAAGAGGAGGAGCUGGACCUUAACAAAGCUCUUCAACAUGCUGGGAAGCACAUGGAGGACAGCAUCGUGGCCUCUUACACUGCACUGCUACUGGGCUGUCUAUGUCAGGAGAGUCCAAUGAAUGUUACUACUGUGAGAGAGAACCUGCCCAAAGGCGAUUUCUCCAUCAUGACCGAAAUGCUGAAGAAAUUCUUAAAUUUCAUGAACCUUACAUGUGAUGGUGCCACAGCAGGACAGAAGUCUAUCUCUCGGGUCAUUGACUACCUGGAGCACUGUUAGUGUGUGUGUGUGUGUGUGUGUGUGUGUGUGUGUGUCAAGACCCAGUGUGGACCGGCCGGCUUGGUUCCGCUCGGCCCGUCUCACCAGACUGGCCAAUGACGAGGAUGCUGCAGAACUUCUUGGGCUGAUGCCCUAACAAACACACACACACACACACACAUUGUCUUGCUCUCUCACACGCACACACACACACACACACACACACACACACACACACACACACACACAACCUCAUCUUCAUGAUGCCAAGACUCUUUUACGUUGACCUCAGCCUCAAUGAAUGACUAAAAAUAUCUUGUAAAACAUGAACUUUUGCAACAAAAAAAUAAUCUAAAA